This is a messenger RNA of Fusarium proliferatum ET1, 1368 nucleotides long. RefSeq lists its product as uncharacterized. Gene Ontology annotation, molecular function: iron ion binding; monooxygenase activity; heme binding. The transcript is spliced from 6 exons. Lineage: Eukaryota; Fungi; Ascomycota; Sordariomycetes; Hypocreales; Nectriaceae. The coding region runs from base 1 to 1368 and encodes 455 amino acids. The record is from RefSeq and is a predicted model, not a curated record.
AUGGAUUAUUCUACCUUUUCAAGCCUUGACUUGCACCUCCACAUCCAUCACCUGCACAAGUGGCUCAAAGUCUUUUCAUCCUUGACACUGGCUAUCGUUCUUUUCAAAUUGAUCGACUUCCUCUGCCGAGUUACUUAUCGUCUGUAUCUCAGUCCCCUGCGCAAAUUCCCCGGCCCUCGGCUCGCCGCCAUCAGCAAUGUAUGGGAAAUCUACCAUUCAUUAACAAAUGACCGAUUUCGCGCUAUUCAGGAAUUGCACGAGAAGCACGGUAAUGUUGUGCGCAUCGGACCAAAUCAGCUGUCUGUAGCUUCACCUGAAGCUUUCCAUCACGUAUUCGUCACAAAAUGCAGCAGCUUUCUAAAGACAGAUUUCUAUGCGACUAUACAGCCUGGUAUAGGGCCAAAGUAUGCCGGUCUAUUCAAUUACAUCGAUCAUAAGCAAGCAAUGGCGGAGCGUCGCGAUCUACAGCCUCUGUUUUCACCGGGUAACAUUAAGCACUAUGAAGCAAAGUUCGACGAGCAACUUGAUAUCUUGAUGGAGGUCAUUAAGCAAAGAGGGAAGGUUGAUCUAUUUGGACUUUUCAAGUUCUUCAUGUUAGACGUCAUCGGAGAUCUAGCCCUUAACAAGAGCUUUGGCCAAGUAACAUCAGGCAAAGAGCAUCAAUACGUGGUUGACUUCAACAAUGCCUUUAUGCUUAUAGGACUUCAAAACACGUUUGCGCCCAUUAUACCCUUGAUACCAUAUCUACCUGUUAAGACGCUUAAAGACGCUUACUAUGGACUUCAAAGAGUGUUUUCUUAUUCUCAGGAGCGAGUAGAGGAUUAUCUCAAGCAGGAUAUGUCCAAAAAGCAAGGGUCGUUAAUGUCAGGCUACUUGGACCCGGCUACUGGGGAGCCGAAAGACGGCUACUCAGCUUGGUCUAUCGCACUUGCUGGCCACGGUUUUAUAGUCGCUGGGUCAGAAGCAACUUCCAUCACCUUGACAUAUGUCAUCUGGAUGUUGAUCAAACGUCCAGAUGUAGAUCGUCGUCUACGAAUAGAGCUGAGCGUCCUCGGCAAGAGCUACUCAAGUAUCGAUUUAGCCAGCCUCCCUUACCUGGAUGCCGUGAUCCGCGAGACUCUUCGUAUUUAUCCUCCUGCACCAGCACCAAUGCCCCGAGUCGUGCCCAAGUCGGGCUUUGAAUUCGAAGGCGUUUCCUAUCCUCCAGACACCGUCAUCUCAGCUCAGCCGUAUACCAUUCAUCGUUAUGAGGGAGUAUUCGAGGAUCCGAAUGAAUUUAGGCCCGAGCGUUGGCUCAACGUGCCUUCCGAAAAGAAGGAUAGGAUGUACCGAGCUUUUGUCCCAUUCUCAGCUGGUCAAAGAGGGUAA